AUGGUGGUGGGGGUCCAAGAUCAGAAGAUCUUGGAAAGUGAGCGUUUCAGGCUUUGUCGCUUGGAUUUGGAACGGGAUACAGGACGGGGUUCUUUGAUUUUGGGAGGUGGUGUGGUGAUGGCCUCGACAGGAAUGGCGACUGUUGAGACACCGCCGUACAUAAACAAUGCCGUAUCAACCUGGAAUGCACUCCAAGUCCAGCUGGCCCGCGGCAGUCUCAUCACUCAAAUGAUGAACGAUAAUUGA
Messenger RNA from Penicillium nucicola, 246 nucleotides. RefSeq lists its product as uncharacterized. Lineage: Eukaryota; Fungi; Ascomycota; Eurotiomycetes; Eurotiales; Aspergillaceae. The transcript has a single exon. The record is from RefSeq and is a predicted model, not a curated record. The coding region runs from base 1 to 246 and encodes 81 amino acids.